AUGUGGCCGUUCUCGACGCCGUACCCGGAGUUCCGCGUGGACGAGCUAUUUGAAGAAUACGACUACGUCGUCGUCGGCGGAGGCACCGCAGGAUGCGUGCUCGCGAACCGGCUCAGUGCACAGCCCAACCUGCGCGUCCUCGUCGUUGAGCGUGGGCCCGUGGCGGACACCUGGGCGUCGCGCGUGCCGCUGUUCUCGUCAGACUUUGCGUCGGACGGGACGCGCACGAUCCGCCGCGACAUGGUCCCGCAGCAGCACCUCCUCCCGAAGGGCACGCGCCAGAUGCAGGCGUUCUCGGGGAGCGUGUUGGGGGGCACGAGCCGCAUCAACCAGAUGCUGUACACGCGCGGGCUGCCGGCAGAGUAUGAUGAGUGGAGGGAGGCGGGGAUGGAGGGGUGGGGGUGGAAGGAUGUGCGGGGGUGCUUCUUGAAAUCGGAGAAGGCGGAUGUGGACGUGGAGGGCGUGCAUAAUACGAGUGGUCUAUGGAGGAACAGGACGCAUGCGGACUUCUACUUCCGGGGCUUUGGAGAAGCAGUUCGGGCGGCGGAGUCAAUCGGGCUGCCCUACAUCCCCGAUGUCAACUCCUCGACGCACCCGCCCUUCGGCUGUGCGCGCCUGCACUUCACCAUCGACGAGAACGCACACCGCCACUCGACAUACCAUGCGUUCCUGCCGAAAGACCUCGCCCUUUGGCGUGCCAGCGUGGGGCGUCUCCACGUAUGCACGGGCACGAUCGUCGAGCGGCUGGUCACGGAGCGCAUGGAGGGCGGGGAGCUCAUGGUCACGGGCGUGGUGCUUGGUCCUACAUAUGAAGGGAAGGGUGUCAAGACGAGGACGAUCAAAGUGAGGAGGGAGGUUGUGUUGAGUGCUGGGCCGUUCGGGUCGCCCCAGAUUCUCAUGCUGAGUGGUAUAGGACCGGCCGAACACCUAAAGGAGGUCGGUAUUACGGUGGUCAAAGACCUGCCUGCGGUGGGCGCGAAUCUGCAGGACCACUUUGCCGUGACCACCGGGUUUAACAUCAGCAUGUGGGACUCCCUGCUCUCGCUUGAAAAGCGGCCGUGGCGGUUCUUCAUCGAGCUCGUGCGCUACCUCAUAUGGGGCACCGGGCUGCUGCUGGUGCCUGUCCUCCAGCUCGCAAUCUUCGCCCACUCGAAGCUCCUCGACGAGCGCGGGCUGCCCACAAAAACAGAGAAGGCGUUUGACCAGAAGCUGCCAGACAUCGAGAUCAUGCCGAUGGCCUACGACAGCAGCGACUCCCAGCUGGGCCAGUACAUCCCCCGGACCGCCGGUCAGUACAGCUUCCUCAACGUGCUGCUCGCGCCCGCGAGCCGCGGCACCGUGCGCCUCUCGUCGCCGGACCCGCGCGCGCCGCUCCUCAUCGACCCUGCGUACCUCUCGAACCCGGCGGACUUGCUUCCGCUGCGCGCGGCCGUGCGGCUCUCGCUGCGCCUGCGCGACCGCAUGCGCCUGCAGGGGUACGCGAUGAAGGACGCGACCGUGCCGAAGAGCGAGGCGGACGAGGAUCUGGACGAGUGGAUCCGGUCGUGCAACAGGACGACGUAUCAUUAUACGUCGACGUGUCGUAUGGGGAAGCUGGAGGAUGGGGAGUGGGAGGGCGGCGCGGUCGUGGACGCGAAAUUGAGGGUGUAUGGGGUCAAGGGCUUGAGGAUCGCAGACUCGUCUGUGUUCCCGAGGGUGCCGAGGACGCAUACGCAGGCGCCGUCUGCGGCGGUGGGGGAGAAGUGUGCAGAAAUGAUUCUGAGCGGUGUUUGA
Trametes versicolor FP-101664 SS1 is the source of this 1773-nucleotide messenger RNA. Its product is annotated as alcohol oxidase. The coding region runs from base 1 to 1773 and encodes 590 amino acids. Gene Ontology annotation, molecular function: flavin adenine dinucleotide binding; oxidoreductase activity, acting on CH-OH group of donors. NCBI's taxonomy places the organism in Eukaryota, Fungi, Basidiomycota, Agaricomycetes, Polyporales, Polyporaceae. The record is from RefSeq and is a predicted model, not a curated record. The transcript has 7 exons.